Porites evermanni is the source of this 984-nucleotide messenger RNA. The record is from the annotation of a GenBank genome assembly. Lineage: Eukaryota; Metazoa; Cnidaria; Anthozoa; Scleractinia; Poritidae.
UUUUCAGACAACACCCCUCCUUCAUUCAGCGACACUUGUCCAAAUAACAUGGUGUUUUAUGCUCCUAAAUGUUCUUCCAGCGCAGUGGUCACCUGGAAUGAGCCAAUAGCAAAAGAUAACUCUGGUCACGUGACCAUCAGCUACCCAGCAAUACGGCCUUCAGCCAAUCUAAGUAUUGGUCUGUACAAUGUGCGUUACUCAGCAGCGGACGCAGAAGGAAACAGGGCGAACUGUAGCUUCAUUGUACAAGUGUCAAGUAAAUACGUCACAUCCUUUUGUCAAAGAAUUUUAAGUACAUCAAAUUUAUGUGCAGAACUUUUUGUUUUUACUCUACGUGAACGUGAGUCAGUUUUCAGGGGAGUAAAUGGAAUGUGCUAGUUGUAACGUCUAGAGGGAUAACACUCAGUAAGAACUCCAACAACGGCGACACUCAACUCGAAGCUAACAUCUUUAAUCACAAAAUUCCACGUGCUUACACACGACUUAGCUUAUAUAAGAUGCUCAGAAUACUUCGUGUAAGAUAAUACAAAAUACACUUCAUGUAAGCAAUACGUGACAUCCCCGUUUAAAAGAUCACAGGUCAAAAUUAUAUAUUGAUUUAUUCUACUUUAAAUUCAGUUCAUUCUUUUCUCAUUGUUUUUUGCUAGAAUGUAGUCAUCGACCACAGUGAAAACCACGUUUGUUGGGAUGACUAAGGAAAUCGGCCCCCGUCUGCUUCAUCUGAAAUCUGAUUGGCAGAGAGCACUGAAUACCACCGCAGGGAUAAAUUAAAUGUUAUUUACUAUCAAAUCUUCAUUUCUCAUAGGAAAGUCUUGCCCAGCCCUCUAUUCACCAAUAAAUGGCUCCAUACUAUCUCAAUCGUGUGGAUCGCUAUUUGGUUCCCAAGCCACCUUCGCCUGUAACAAGGGCCAUCGACUGUCUGGGUCACGUGUUCGUUCAUGCCAAGAAGAUGGAGCGUGGUCUGGCAGAAACACCUCAUGCAGC